Molecule: messenger RNA, 1744 nt
Organism: Erigeron canadensis
Lineage: Eukaryota; Viridiplantae; Streptophyta; Magnoliopsida; Asterales; Asteraceae
Product: general transcription factor IIH subunit 2
Exons: 4
Coding region: 110-1384 (424 amino acids)
Biological process (GO): nucleotide-excision repair; DNA-templated transcription; regulation of transcription by RNA polymerase II
Cellular component (GO): transcription factor TFIIH core complex; transcription factor TFIIH holo complex
Molecular function (GO): zinc ion binding
Source: RefSeq, a predicted model, not a curated record
GGGAAAGGAAAAAUAAGAAAAGGUUGAAAGAAAGAAAAGAAUUGUGAAGAAAAACCCAGCAAGCAAAGCAUCGUCAGCGGCAAAUCAAAUCAAAUCAAAUCAAAUCAAAAUGUACAAUAACGGAAGAGGGAAAAAGCCGAUGACGACAGGGGAGCGACAAGAAGACGACGACGACGAAGAAGAAGGAGGAGGAAAUGAAAGAGACAUGGAAGCGUGGGAAAGAGCAUAUACAGAUGAACGAUCAUGGGAAUCUUUACAAGAAGAUGAAUCUGGCAAUCUUAGACCUAUUGAUAAUCAAGCUUUACAUCACGCCCAGUAUCGCCGCCGUCUCCGUUCUCUCUCCGCCGCUUCCGCCGCCUCUCGUAUUCAGAAAGGCCUCAUUCGUUAUCUCUUUCUUGUUAUUGAUCUCUCCAGGGCGGCUGGAGAGAUGGAUUUUCGUCCAAGUCGAAUGAUGGUGGUUGCUAAACAAGUAGAGGCUUUCGUAAGGGAGUUUUUUGACCAGAAUCCAUUGAGUCAGAUUGGUCUGGUAGUUAUAAAAGACGGGGUGGCUCAGUCAUUGACCGACCUUGGUGGCAGCCCCGAGUCUCAUAUCAAGGCUCUGAUGGGCAAACUUGGGUGCUCAGGAGAAGCGUCCCUUCAGAAUGCUUUAGAACUUGUACAUGAACAACUUGAUCAAAUCCCUUCAUAUGGUCAUCGAGAAGUGAUCAUCUUGUAUUCGGCUCUGAGUACUUGUGAUCCAGGAGAUGUCAUGGAGACCAUUCAGAAAUGCAAGAAAUCCAAGAUUAGGUGUUCGGUUAUUGGUCUCUCUGCUGAAAUUUAUAUAUGCAAGUAUCUGUCUCAAGAAACCGGAGGGUUAUACUCUGUUGCUUUGGAUGAGGCACAUUUGAAGGAGCUAAUACUAGACCAUGCACCACCACCACCAGCCAUAGCUGAAUUUGCUAUAGCUAAUUUAAUAAAGAUGGGUUUCCCACAAAGAGCUGCUGAGGGUGUUAUCUCCAUAUGUUCAUGUCAUAAAGAAGCUAAAUUUGGUGGGGGGUACACUUGCCCAAGAUGCAAAGCUCGUGUUUGCGAGUUGCCUACUGAGUGUCGUAUUUGUGGGUUAACUCUUGUUUCUUCUCCUCAUCUAGCACGAUCUUAUCACCAUCUGUUCCCAGUAACACCGUUUGAAGAUGUUGCCCCUAAGAUUCUACCCAAUCAAGAUCCUCCUCCUAAGAAUUGUUUUGGUUGUCAACAGAGCCUCUUGAAUCCUGGGGGCAUGCCAAGCCGUUGUGUCAGGUGCCCAAAGUGUAAACGUUUCUUUUGCCUCGACUGCGACAUAUACAUUCAUGAGAGUUUGCAUAACUGCCCGGGUUGUGAGAGCUUAAAUCUCCUAGUCAGUCAAUGAAUGAGAUGGAAUCGUGUUAUUGUCAAUCCUGCAAACCUUAAAGAGGUUCAAGUCAGUCAAGUGUGCUGGCAUUUUUGGAUUAAAAUGUGUUUACCCCUCACAGCAUUGGACUCGGGUAAAAGCUAGGAAAGGAGAUAUACAAAUUGGAGAUCUCGUUAUUUCUAUAAGAUGCCCAUACCUUAUAAGCAUGUUUUCUGAUACGAGUAGAAUUUUGGUCCAGAAGAAUGAAAGAUUUAUUUUUUUAUUUUUAUUUUUUUUGUUUAUCUGUUUCGAUAGAUUUGUAGAACUAGUCCAGAAAAUUUUUUCAUUAUUACGAGUCAUUCAACAUAUCAAUUAUUGGCAAAGAGCCGUCACAGAAAA